GCCACUUUCCAAUUGCUUCCGAAACAGUACCAUGGCUUAGUUCUGACAUAAGCCAAUUGAGCUUAAAACUGUCAUUUUUCAUUGUGGCCAUGUGUUUCUAGUGUUUGCACGGAAACAUAUACUCUUUCUGAUUGAAUUGAAGAAGUGGUGGGAAAUGGGUAAAGGCUUGAUAUGGGCAACAGCGGAGGAUUUGGCAAGAAACAGAGGACAGGUUCUGUCUCUUUAUCGACAAAUUUUGCGUAGCCUCAACUCACCUGGUUUGCCAUUGAAUUUAGCGGCAAGGCUGGCUAAGAAAGCGGAAGUUCGUGCCAUUUUUAUGCUGGGUGCUGAGGAGCAUUCUCUCCGCAACAUUGAAGAUCUUGUUGAUGCUGCUGAGUACUCUCUUUGCCUCUUAAGAAAUGGCGAAAUCCCAAAAUACAUACAAUAAAUUACUGAUGAAUCUCAGUUUCUUUUUUCUUGUGCUAGUUUAAGUUGUGAUUGCAUAUAUCUCCAUGAAAGAGGUUGUGAACUAGCUUCUCAAAUGCAUAAUGCUACAU
Molecule: messenger RNA, 536 nt
Organism: Ilex paraguariensis (yerba mate)
Lineage: Eukaryota; Viridiplantae; Streptophyta; Magnoliopsida; Aquifoliales; Aquifoliaceae
Source: the annotation of a GenBank genome assembly